AUGGAAUUAAUUAAAAUAAUUUAAUAAUCUUAUUUUUAUAUUUUUUUCAUUCAUAUUUAAAUUAUUGAUUAUAUUUAUAUAUUUAGUUUGACUAAAGAUUGUUUGUUUGAUUCAUUGAUUUACUUAUUAACUGAACCAGUAAAAAAAAUAGCUUGCAUUUAUUUUAAAUAAAUUUUAAAGGAAAGAUUAAAAAUGGCUACUAAUUUUUUAUAUCAGUAGAUUACAAAUUUAGAUCUUUAUUCAGUCCCAUUUUAGUAUAAUUUAAAGAGCUAGUAGAAAUCAAGUAAAACAUUUAUUGGAGGUUUUUGCUCGCUAAUCGUUAUUAUUAUUUCUUUGAUCUAUCUUUUGUAUCUAAGCAUUUUAUACUUCAGCAAUCAGAUAUAACCAACGAUAUCUACUAAAAGUAAAAUAACAAUGGAUUCAUUUUCAGUUGAAAUACCAAAUGACUUUAUCACUAUAAAAAUAAUUUUAUCUAGUGGCUAAAACCUUAUUGACUAUCAAAAAUAGUCUGGAAAAUAGCUGUUACUUGUUGGAAUGCAACAUAAGCGUAGAGAUCAAACAAAUAGCUCUAAUUUUAUACUUGAUUACUACAAGAUGGAUGUUUGCGAAGAUACGAGUUUAGCAGGAUAUUAUUGUAUUAAUUUUAACAAAUAACUAGGUGUCUAGAACAAUAAUAAGACCAGCAUUCAAUUAAAUUUCAAUAGCACAUAAGAUUAACAAGACAAGUUAAUGUUAAUUUGGUCUAUGUGUGACAAAAGAUAUAUUGAAGUAGGUGAAUACGAGUAAAAUUGUAUUAAUUUAAUCCCUUGA
This is a messenger RNA of Tetrahymena thermophila SB210, 810 nucleotides long. RefSeq names its product transmembrane protein, putative. NCBI's taxonomy places the organism in Eukaryota, Ciliophora, Oligohymenophorea, Hymenostomatida, Tetrahymenidae. The record is from RefSeq and is a predicted model, not a curated record. The transcript has 3 exons.